This is a messenger RNA of [Candida] anglica, 822 nucleotides long. NCBI's taxonomy places the organism in Eukaryota, Fungi, Ascomycota, Pichiomycetes, Serinales, Debaryomycetaceae. The record is from the annotation of a GenBank genome assembly.
AUGGGAUUAGCAGGUACUAAAGUCAAACAGAGAUUCGGAUUGGAUCCUAGAAAUACAAACUGGUCCAAUGAUACCUCUAGAUUUGGUCAUCAAUACAUGGAAAAACUAGGAUGGAAACAAGGAAGCGGUUUAGGUCUUGUGGAACAUGCAACUACCACUCACGUUAAGGUCACCUUAAAAGAUGACACAGUUGGAUUAGGAGCAAAGUUGGCCAAGAAGCAAAAGAAAGAUGAAUUUGAUAGUGGUGAAUGUGCUGGAUUAGAUGUAUUCCAAAGAAUUUUAGGAAGAUUAAACGGUAAAGAAGACCAAAUCAACAAGGAGUUGGAUAGACAAAAGGCAGAUGUUUUGAACGGAAGAUGGGGGAUGGCUUUCGUUAGAGGAGAAGUGUUGAGAAGUACUUGGGACGGUGCUGAAAAGGAAACCAAGAAGAGAAGUAGAGAUGAUGAAGAUGAUGAAGAGGAAUCAAAGAAGAGAAAGAUAGAGAAGAAGGAAAAGAAAGAGAAGAAGGAAAAGACCGAGAAGAAGGACAAAAGAGAGAAGAAAGUAAAGAAGGAAAAGAAGGAAAAGAAGGAAAAGAAGGAAAAGAAGGAAAAGAAGGAAAAGAAGGAAAAGAAGGAAAAGAAGGACAAGAAAGCAAAGAAGGACAAGAAAGAAAAGAAGGAAAAGAGCGAAGUUACCCGUGAGAGUAUGUUGAAGCCAAAGGAUGCUGAACAUAAGGCUAUAGCUACUAGACUCUCCGCAAGAUCAAAAUGGAUCAGGCAAAAGAGGGCUUCAGUUAUGGACGCCAAGGCCUUGAACGAAAUUUUCAUGAUAACCAAUUAG